This is a messenger RNA of Aspergillus calidoustus, 2025 nucleotides long. The record is from the annotation of a GenBank genome assembly. NCBI's taxonomy places the organism in Eukaryota, Fungi, Ascomycota, Eurotiomycetes, Eurotiales, Aspergillaceae.
AUGGCCACGCCCGACGAAAGGCUCCUCUGCCACCCUCACACGGCUGAGCUCCUUGGCGACACUCCCGGGCAAAACCUGGCGCAGCCUGCCAAAAGCAAUUAUUCCGCUCAUUUCCGUGAUUAUAAGGCAGCCAGGAUUUCAAUUCAUCCUUUCCCCGCGGUUCUGGAUUUCUUUUUCCAGACGAUUAUUCCCCCACAGUUCUCCGGCUUCAGUUGGGGACAGCCGUUCAGCAGCAUGCCAGUCCAAGACCGAGACAUACGUGAUUACUGGCAACUAAAGGAUAUCCUCAAUCAAGUGAAAGAGACAUGGUAUACGCUGAAGGACUCCGACGCUGUCCAUCCACCUGAGGGUGUAGCAUCCCAGCAGUCUCUCCCGGUGCCCCCUCAGCAGACACCGGAUCCGCAGUCUCAGGAUGCUAGACCGAGGAGACGGAAGAAGCGCAAGCCCCGACACUCAAGGUCGAGUUCGUCGACUGGGAGUGGAUGGGGAGGUACCACCCUGGUUAACGGGCGAUCAGGGUCGUCUGCCCCUGCCUCCCCUACACCUCAAAGCCCGAGCGUCCCAUCGUCGGUGUCGAAGACAAGCCGAACGAAAUACACUGGGGCUGGAUUGUUCCAACAUUGGCUAAGAUCGGCCUUCAAGGGACCCGGUCCUCAACCCCCACGCCCGAAAAUCACCCCUGGGCGCGAAUGCUUGAGAAUUAACGGGAAGCGAUGCUGGCACAUUGACUACGACACCUACCCGGUCGCUGAAGAGGUUGCGGAAAAUGUACGAGCUCACGUCGAACAUUACAUCAACGGCCCUGGGGGUGUCGCUGCUGAGCACUACGUUGGUACAUUUCUACUUGGGCCGAAUCUCAAAGAUCUCACGCCCACAGUACUCGUCUGCUGCGAUAGCAAGUCCAAGAGGAAGUAUCUAGAAGAGACCUUGCUGAAGAAACGUAUGCCCAAACAAUCAUGGCUUCACAUGGAAAUCAGCAAUGACUUUCCACACAAACGCGUGAAGGCACACCUUUCCGCGUCUGGCACCCAUGAACCUAUCGACGGCCAGGCCUCAGACUCACCAGGCCCUCGCACAGUAUCGCUUGGCACCUUCAUCACGCCACCCAGCUGCAUCGAUGAACACUCCGGGUGGGAUGUUUAUGUGCGGGGUGCUCCGCCAGAUGGACGAAUCACGUUUCCAGCUACGUUCUAUGUUGGGACAAAUCUUCGGCUACUUCACAAGAUCACGAUAGGGAGAAUGGUCGUACUGGAAGGGGACGAACGCUUGUACGGUAUCACGGUAGGGCACGCAAUUACCACAAAGGGUUCGCUCCAUGCAGAUAGGACGGACCCGUGUUCAUCUCCGAAACCGGAUAUGUCCGGAGAUCCAUCUGAGUUUAGGGCUGUGGGCACGGUUGUGAACUCUACCCGAGGGUUAAAAGGUGAGCUGGACUGGGCACUCGUGCGAUUCUCUUCCAAGUUUCAGGUCGCAGACGACCUAAGGCAGGAGGACCUGGCAAUUUCAAAGGAGCUUUUCAACUUUUCAAAACCUCCAGCGGAGAGGGAUCGCCAGGUACUAAUUAUGCGCACCUCCCAACACAUUUCCGGGCGGCUAAGGCCUUAUAUCAAUCAUAUCAGCGUCCCCGGUGAUGAAUUUCUGGUCAAGACAUGGAUGGUUGAACUUGAUGGUGGAGGGUCUGCAGAACCCGGGGACUGUGGGUCUUUGGUGGUUGAUUUCCGCAGCAACAAGAUCUGUGGUUUCGUCUCUUACGGCGCAGAUGAUGGUCGGACCGUGUUUAUUGUCCCUGCUUGGGACAUAUUUUGCGAGAUUCAAGGAGUCAUGGAUAAGCAAAUUGCCAUACUCCCCUUUGUUGACAUGCACGUUCCUCCCGAGUACUCUGAGUCGACGUCUUCGUCAGCAUCAUCGGAAUACGACGACGAUGACGAGAACUCUGAAACUUCCGAAAACUUUGAGCUUGGAGAAGUUGAGGGAGACGGGGCUACCUCAACAAGGUCGUCCUCAAACACUGAAAACGAGAGUUGA